Messenger RNA from Eruca vesicaria subsp. sativa (arugula), 1563 nucleotides. NCBI's taxonomy places the organism in Eukaryota, Viridiplantae, Streptophyta, Magnoliopsida, Brassicales, Brassicaceae. The record is from the annotation of a GenBank genome assembly.
UAUUCUUUGAUAUCAAUUAUAGCAAGAGAAUUUUUAUUCAACAGUACAUGUCCUUUAGAUUCAUUUUCUGUGUAUAUAAGUUACUGAUAGUGAGUCACAUGUCCUUUGCUAAGCUAAUACACUUCUUUGAUUAUCUCUCUUCUAUGUCACUUACUGGAGAUUUCGGUUUUCAAACCUCUAUGUCUUCUUUUUUCCCUCUUCUUCCUAGAAAUCUAGAUGAGAGAAGAUACCAUCACCAUAAGUUUACUAACUCUUUGUGGGUUUCAUCAGGACAGGAGCUGAUGAGUAACCCUGUACCUUGUCAAGUGUUUCCUCUAGUCUCUGGUGGAAGUUCUUCUGGAUUCUGUAAUGGCACAUACGUUUCCUCACAGACCAGGCAAUCCGUUCCUAAUGUCUCAGUAGAAACACAAUCAUUAUCAGUGAUUAACCAACCUCAGGAGAUGAAAGACAUGAGCUGGCCUGAAGACCAGCUUCAGGGGUUCUUUGACUUUCCUGUUCAGGACACACAAGCAGAGAGCAGCAGAGCUAUGGUCUUAUCCGAGGAAGUGCAUUCAAAAAAUGAAUGGCCAGACUGGGCCAAUCAGAUGAUCUCUGUUGAUGAUGGUCUAGAACCUAAUUGGCCGGAGCUUCUAGGUGAUCCUAAUCAAGAUUCAAAGAUACCAGCACCCUCUAGGCAAGAGAUAGUAGUCAAUACUCAGGUGGAUCCAUCAAAGGAGCAUUUUACUGGUAAGAGCUCAAUGACAUCUAAGCAACGAAUGCGUUGGACACCUGAACUUCAUGAAGCAUUUGUUGAUGCUAUCAAUCAGCUAGGUGGUAGUGAACGAGCCACACCUAAGGCUGUAUUGAAACUCAUCAAUAGCCCAGGGCUGACCAUUUACCAUGUCAAAAGCCAUUUGCAGAAAUACAGAACGGCUAGGUAUAAGCCAGAGAUCACACUAGUAGAUACAGAAAAACCUCCACUGAAGACUUUGAAAACCAUUGAAGAUAUCAAAUCUCUUGACUUGAAGACGAGCAUUGAAAUCACUGAAGCUCUACGGCUACAGAUGGAAGUUCAGAAAAGACUCCACGAGCAACUUGAGGUCCAAAGAACAUUGCAGUUACAAAUUGAGGAACAAGGUCGGUAUCUCCAGAUGAUGAUUGAGAAACAACAAAAGAUGCAAGAGAAGAAAAUAGGCUCAGAAGCUUCUUUAGCUCCAUCACCAAAAGUUAACCCUAAAGCAAUCAGUUUACAACCAUCAAUAAUAACAGAGAGACUACAACAGAGUGGUUUAGGCUCAUUGGAUCAAAGUGGAUCUCCCUCUGGGGCUACUAAGAAACGAGUUAGAGAAGAUUAAUGAAUGACAUAUAUCUUGACUUGCAGAAGAAGUUGGAAGUUAUGACAUUGACCUAGUGACUUGCGCUUGAAGUUUCUUUUUUGUAUAGAAAACGUUGUUUCUGUUGGAACUAAAGUUAGGUUUUGUAAUUUGUAUUUACAAAACGAGUUCGUUACUCUUCCUGUUGGAACUAAAAUUAUCUAUCAGUCUUGAAUUGAGCCAUGGUUAAAUAUGACACAAUUUGAUAAAA